GGAAGUGUUCGCUGACCCAAGUAGGCAGAGAAAGCAGAGGAGGACCGGCGGGCCAAGCUUUCCUAGCCUGACAGCAGCCAUUUCGGAACGUAAGUCCCAGCCCUCUUUAGCUACUUAGCGCCUCCGGGCCCGAGAGCACCUGCUCCUUGGCGCAGUCUGGCGCUACAGGCAUCAAGGAACUGUACUUCCCAGAGACGUCACACCGGGAGACUUCCGGUUCCCGCUCUUGGGAUUGGACUCCUGCGUGCAGGAGCCAGUCCUCGCUGGGCUCUAGCGGGCUUCUGAUGGAGGAGCUACUCCUCUGGGAGGACAGAACAGAAUUAGCAGCCUCUGUCACCAUCCAAAGAUCACAACCCAUGAAACCAUUGAGUUUGUGCCUUGUAUCAGAAAGCAAAGGAGAAUGAAAAAGCACAGCUAACAUUGCUUGAGGAUCUAGGCAAUUAAUUCUUUAGACUGUCAUCAUGGGUAUCCGAGGACUAAUGAGUUUUGUGGAAGAUCAUAGUAAUGAGUUCUUCACUGAUUUGAAGUUGCGGGACACAAAAAUUGUCAUUGAUGGUUAUGCUCUUUUCCACCGUCUUUGCUUCAGUUCAAAUUUGGAUCUCCGGUAUGGAGGGGACUAUGAUUCUUUUGCAGAUGUUGUACAAAAAUUCUUUGAAUCACUGUUUGCUUGUAAUAUAUGCCCAUAUGUUGUAUUAGAUGGAGGAUGUGACAUUUCAGAUAAAAAGCUUACGACUUUAAAGGAUAGAGCUAGAGAGAAGAUCCAGAUGGCCCAUUCCCUUUCUGUUGGUGGGAGUGGGUAUGUAUGUCCCUUACUCAUACGGGAAGUAUUCAUACAAGUUUUGAUCAAGCUGCGGGUAUGUUUUGUCCAGUGCUUUUCAGAAGCAGAUCGGGACAUUAUGACACUUGCUAACCAUUGGAAUUGCCCUGUGUUAUCGUCAGAUAGUGACUUUUGCAUUUUUGACCUGAAAACUGGGUUUUGCCCAUUGAAUAGCUUUCAGUGGAGAAAUAUGAACACUGUUAAGGGCACACAAAACUAUAUUCCUGCCAAAUGCUUUUCCCUUGAUGCAUUCUGCCAUCACUUCAGCAAUAUGAAUAAAGCUCUUCUACCUCUCUUUGCGGUGCUAUGUGGAAAUGACCAUAUUAAUCUACCCAUCAUAGAGACAUUCUUAAGUAAAGCACGUUUUCCUCUUGGAGCUACCAGUUCCAAAGGGAGGAGACACCACCGAAUCCUGGGACUUCUGAAUUGGUUGUCUCAUUUUGCCAACCCUACCGAAGCACUAGAUAAUGUUCUGAAAUACCUCCCAAAAAAGGAUCGAGAAAAUGUUAAGGAACUUCUCUGCUGUUCCAUGGAAGAAUACCAACAGUCCCAGGUGAAGCUGCAGGACUUCUUCCAGUGUGGUACUUAUGUCUGUCCAGAUGCCUUGAAUCUUGGUUUACCAGAAUGGGUAUUAGUGGCUUUAGCUAAAGGCCAGCUAUCGCCUUUCAUCAGUGAUGCUUUGGUCCUAAGACGGACCAUUCUUCCCACACAGGUGGAAAACAUGCAGCAACCAAAUGCCCACAGAAUAUCUCAGCCCAUCAGGCAAAUCAUCUAUGGGCUUCUUUUAAAUGCCUCACCACAUCUGGACAAGACAUCCUGGAAUGCAUUGCCUCCUCAGCCUCUAGCUUUCAGUGAAGUGGAAAGGAUUAAUAAAAAUAUCAGAACCUCAAUCGUUGAUGCAGUAGAACUGGCCAAGGAUCAUUCUGACUUAAGCAGAUUGACUGAGCUCUCCUUGAGGAGGCGGCAGAUGCUUCUGUUAGAAACCCUGAAGGUGAAACAGACCAUCCUGGAGCCAAUCCCUACUUCACUGAAGUUGCCCAUUGCUGUCAGUUGCUACUGGUUGCAGCACACUGAGACCAAAGCAAAGCUACAUCAUCUACAAUCCUUACUGCUCACAAUGCUAGUGGGGCCCUUGAUUGCCAUAAUCAACAGCCCUGGAAAUGUGGACCCUGUACCCAGGCAGGCUCAGUGCCUUGCUCCUCGCUAGUUGGUAAAAGGUAAGGAAGAGCUGCAGGAAGAUGGUGCUAAGAUGUUGUAUGCAGAGUUCCAAAGAGUGAAGGCGCAGACACGGCUGGGCACAAGACUGGACUUAGACACAGCUC
Molecule: messenger RNA, 2139 nt
Organism: Pongo pygmaeus (Bornean orangutan)
Lineage: Eukaryota; Metazoa; Chordata; Mammalia; Primates; Hominidae
Gene: ASTE1
Product: asteroid structure-specific endonuclease 1
Exons: 6
Coding region: 462-2024 (520 amino acids)
Molecular function (GO): nuclease activity
Source: RefSeq, a predicted model, not a curated record